Condylura cristata (star-nosed mole) is the source of this 2092-nucleotide messenger RNA. It is a transcript of the gene ZNF239, whose product is annotated as zinc finger protein 239. Gene Ontology annotation, biological process: regulation of transcription by RNA polymerase II; central nervous system development. Gene Ontology annotation, cellular component: nucleus. The transcript is spliced from 4 exons. NCBI's taxonomy places the organism in Eukaryota, Metazoa, Chordata, Mammalia, Eulipotyphla, Talpidae. The record is from RefSeq and is a predicted model, not a curated record. Gene Ontology annotation, molecular function: DNA-binding transcription factor activity, RNA polymerase II-specific; RNA polymerase II cis-regulatory region sequence-specific DNA binding. The coding region runs from base 394 to 1677 and encodes 427 amino acids.
CGCGGUUGUUGUUCUGUAUCUUGGAUCCUGCGUUUCCAGGACUCUUAACUGGGAUGAGGAAACGGCCAGGUCCCAGAACCAUUGCUAGAAAGUUAGACAGGACUUCGCUCCAUCGAUUCUUACUGUUUUCUGUGUAACAAGUUGUCCUUGAAUAGACUCAAAGGCAGAAGUCCUUCCCUCCCUGUGACAUUGGUUCCUGUAGAAACUCUUCGAGAGAAAGGACAGAUUCUGUUACCUGAAGAGGUUUCCGGCUGGCUUAUGUUGGAAGAGAUAACCACUACAGUACUUGGGAGUCAGGAUUUCAUGUGAGUCUUCAUGGGGAAGUGUAAAUGAAUCCUGAAUUAGGUCUUUGUGUAAAGUGAUGAGAAGAAUCUCUUUCCACAAAAAGGCAGUAUGUUGACUGUUGAGAGUGAGGAAUAUUUAUCUUUGAAAGCCACAAGCCAAAUGUCUACCCGAGACUCCUCUGAAACAAUCUGUAAGAACAAGCCACAAGCUCCUCAAGAAAACCAAAGACUUACAACUAAAGAGUGUGCUGACAAGAAUGUGAUUGAAGGGGGAGGUCUUCCUGCAGCCCAUCAGUCAGAAAAUCUUCAAAUGCAAUUUGCCUUUGUAACAGAACCGGUCUCACCCGUGCACAGUGAUGAGGAAGUUUGCCAAAAUGGCCAGUUGAAAGAAUCCUUGGAACCCCCAGACAGUAUGGACAAUGACACUUUUGAUGAGAAAUCAGAGGUGGCUACUCAGAGAGCUCCUACCCAGGAGAAAGCAUGCAGCCUUUCCAACGGUGGGGACACCCAUACCACCAGCUCAGAUGGUCAGCCCAGUGAGGACGAUUGUCUGUGUAGUCAAUGUGGUAAGGUCUUCAGUGACCGCUCAGCACUACAGCUUCAUCAGCGAGACCACAAGGAGGAGAAGCCCUACAAAUGCGAGCAGUGUGGGAAGGGCUUCACCAGGAGCUCCAGCCUGCUCGUCCAUCGAACCGUCCAUACAGAUGAGAAGCCUUACAAGUGUGACAGGUGUGGGAAGGGCUUCACCAGGAGCUCCAGCCUGCUCAUCCAUCACGCAGUCCACACGGGUGAGAAGCCUUACAAGUGUGACAGGUGUGGAAAGGGCUUUAGCCAGAGCUCCAAGCUGCACAUCCACCAGCGGGUGCACACAGGUGAGAAGCCCUAUGAGUGUGGGGAGUGUGGAAUGAGCUUCAGUCAGCGCUCCAACCUGCACAUCCACCAGCGAGUCCACACUGGGGAGAGGCCCUACAAAUGCAGCGAGUGUGGGAAGGGCUUCAGCCAGAGCUCAAACCUCCACAUCCACCGAUGCAUCCACACAGGGGAGAAGCCCUACCAGUGCUAUGAGUGUGGGAAGGGCUUCAGCCAGAGCUCAAACCUCCACAUCCACCGAUGCAUCCACACAGGGGAGAAGCCCUACCAGUGCUAUGAGUGUGGGAAGGGCUUCAGCCAGAGCUCAGACCUCCGCAUCCACCAGAGAGUGCACACUGGAGAGAAGCCUUAUCAUUGUGGCAAGUGUGGGAAGAGCUUCAGCCAGAGCUCCAAACUCCUCAUCCACCAGAGAGUGCACACUGGAGAGAAGCCCUACGAGUGCAGCAAGUGUGGGAAGGGCUUCAGCCAGAGCUCCAACCUCCACAUCCACCAGCGUGUCCAUAGGAAAGACCCGGUGGAGUGAGACCCUCAGUCUCAGUGUUCUUACUCCAAAGACUUCAGUUUUGUUUUGUUUUUUUCCCUGUUCAGUAUUUUUAACAUGGCUUUUACCUUUAUAUUCUGUGAAUAAUGAAUUAGCAACAGUUAUUCUGAUAAUUUUCCCUCACUGAAAAUCAUUUACAGUAUUGAAGUCCCAAGGAUUUUGUUGUGCUACACAGUUGGGUGAGUGGAUUGUUCUGGUUCUCGGGUGGGUAGAAUAACAGUGUCUGUACUCAGCAGAUUAGCCAGUAUUAUAGGAGACACACAUCCCACAUCCCACCCAGCAUUUUUAACUGGAAGGACUUAAUAUUGAUCCAAGCAAAACAUGUUUCCCUUUGUUCAUGUUCUUUAAGAAAUUGGAAUUCUGUUCUCUUAAAAUCAUGUGCCUUGUGUUUUUUGUA